UUAUAUUUCAAGCCACAGUAUGUAAAAAUCACGCAGCUUUUGAGUUCAUAUGGACAGUGAAUUUGUUUCACUCAUCCCUCUCCCCAGAUGAUGUGAAAGUUUCGCGAAUCCAAGAUGGCCGCCACCGUUACAAGAAAUCCCUGCUUCGUGAGGGGCCUGUCUGCGUUUGUUUGGCAGUGCCGCCCACCGAAUACUACAUUGAGUUUGUCCAAAACACAGCUGAGAUGGAAGGGACACAGUGAAUGGCAAAAUAGAAAAUACAAAAAAGCACACAUUGACUUUGCGCGCAGCAAAGAGUUUGGAAAAUUAUCUCUCGAAAUCAUCACAGCGGUGCGCGGUAAGAUAAAAUUAGUCACUCUCUUUCCUGGCAGAUAAAAACAGCAAAUGAUAAAAACACUUUAGGUGAUACUAAAUGACUGAAGAGUGCGGUUACACACGUAUAAUGUCAGCGGUCAAUGGAUCUCAGAGAUUAAGAGGUUACUAGCUGUCAUAUUUAACACCUAAUAUGACUUCGAAUUAAUCAACAUUUAGGUUCUCCUUAUAUUUCAAUGCAUAAUUAAUGUUACAGGUGAUGAGAAUAUGCAUUAUUGUCAGCUGGACUAAGACAAAUUAUGAUAAACUCCUCAUUUUGUUACUCCUUUAACCUUUUAACUCCCAUGAAUGACCAAGACAGAAUUUCUCCUUACAAUAUCAAUACAAUGUCAACCAGAUAAGUGAUGAGAAUAAAGAAUAAAGAAUAAAUAAAUUUGGGGAUAAUUAGUUCAUCCAGUAUUAAAUUCUGUGCACUAAAACCAUGAAAAUUAUACGGUUGAUAGUAAGGAGAGUUACAAAUUUGAUCUGGGAGUUAAAGACUUAAUGGAAAAACUGGUCAGGGGUUUAUGAGAUCCUGGUAAUGAUAGAAUUAACCCUUUAACUCCCAAGAUCUGAUUUUUAAUUCUCCCCACAAGCUGCUUUACAUUUCCUUGUAAAUUAGUUGUGAGUAUUUGGUGUUGGAAAAAGACAACAACUUCAACUUGAUAAAUUUCGUAUUCUUAUUACCUGUGUGGUGGAUAAUGUAUAGAUAUCAUAGAGAGAAUUUACAUAGUAAUUACUUCUGGGAGUUAAAGGGUUACCCUAAGUUGUGAUCCUCAUAAAUUAUCAAUGAGCUUGAUUAUUGCAUGGUGUGGAAUGUUUUCAAGGGCAUUGAUUCUUGUUUCUAAUGUCCCCAUGUUCCUGUUCUUUGAAGGUUCUUCUGUAAACUUUAAUGCUGUUUUUAUUGACUAUAGAGAAUGGACAAGAUGUGCGCAUGAAUCCUCGCUUGGAGAAACUUGUUGAAAAAGCUAGAUUAAUAAGCAUGCCUAAAAAUACCAUUGAUAAGGCAAUCAAAACUGGAGCAGGGGUAAGUAAAACUUUCUUUGGAUGAUAUCUUCACAUGAUUAUGCCAACACUACAAUGAUUUUUAACUGACAUAAUUACUGGUGAGCUUGAACGUUUUAUAUCAUUCAUCCAAGUGUCCAUGCUGACAACAUAAAAAAAAGGUUUUGAUUGUCUUUGAAAAUGGCAACCAACUUUUGAAUUGGCUACCACUUUGAAGAAUUUAGGAGCCAAGUGGCUAUCAGAAAAAAAAAUUGAUUUGACGCCCUGUCACUGUAUCAAAUAGACUAUUUUUUCAAAUGGAUAUUCUGACUCGUUUCUUCAGAUCUGUCGAAAUUAGGUAAAUGUGACCAUAUGUUACUGAUUUGCAGGUUUUGUACUGAUUUGUUUCUAGACAAAGGACAACCCCUUUGAGACGGUUUUCCUUGAAAUCAAAGGACCAGGGGGUUGUGGACUUCUUGUACAACUGCUAACAACCAAUAAAGUAAAAGCAAAGUAUGAAAUGAACAGAAUUCUACGGAGGAAAGGGUAAGUGUUUAGUAUCCCUGGUGAAUUCUGCCUUGAUCUGUGCAAAUGACAGAAAUAUUAUCUAACACUUUGACUCCUCAGAGUGACUAGCAUCUAAUUUCUCCUUACAUGAGCACCCCUGAAUCACCCAUUAAGGUCAUGAGAGUAAAGGAACAGAUCACCAUCCUAGGAAGCUCUUGAGUGUUCAACAAACUCUCCUUAUCAGCACCUUAAGAAAUGCUUAAUGACAAGUAUGGAAAAUAUGCAUACGUAUGUAGUAUAUAAAGGUGUAGAGUUAGGACAGCUUAAUGUACUGUAUAUACCCUACUAUUAUAGACUCACCUUAGCCUCUUAACCCUUUCACUCCCAGGAGUGAUGAACAUGUAAUUUUUCCCUAGUACUUCUAUACAUUAUUUAGCAAACAGGUACAGAGGAUACUCAAAGUUAUCGGGUACAAGUUGUGAUCUUGAUCUAACUCCAAAUUCUUGAACUAAUUUACAAGGAAAUGUGUAGCAGCAAGAGGGGAGAAUUAUUAGUCAGAUCUUGGGAAGGGUCAAAGAUAUAUUGUACAAACAUUAAUUUAUUCAGAUACCCAUGAUGUGAUAUGUAGAAUUCAUUAAAAACCUAAUAUUAUAAAGAUAUUCUAAAACCAUAUGACUUGUGGGGAUGUGUCAUUUCAUUUUUUCCAAAAGAUAGCUUUUGUAGGAGUUCCAUUUUUUUGGAAUUUUCAGGGGUGUGUCUAAAGAGGCAGGAUCAGUGCCUUUUCUUUACGAUCACAAAGGUAACACCUGGAGGCUUUAACUGUUACAACUGGGCACUAGAGUAUUUUUUUCUCUUCCUGCAUGAGAUGCCAGUCCAGUCCUUAGCAUUUUGUCAUAUUCCCCAAACAGUUUUAAACCUAUUUAAACUGUGUUCAGGAGAGAAGUAGUGUAAGGGCAAAGUUUCUUGCUCAAGAACUCUCUAUGGUGCUGAUUAGCUAGGAUUUAGUGCAAAAUCUAAGUUUACUCUAUAUUAAAACCUACUACUGGAAGUCUGUACUUUUUCUUUCAACUAUGCAGUGCUUAAGUCUCAAGCACUAUGGGGGAACAAUUUGCUACUGACAGUAACUAAAAAUUAUUGUGAAGUAAUUGUGAUUAAUGUAUUUACUCAUUUUUAAUCAACCAGGAACAAUAACCAUAGAAGAUUUUCUUUUUACGGAGGAAAAACGCAAGUUACCUGAUUAUCCUGAUAAUGAAAGUAUUGAAAGGGUAAGUCACUUUUGAUUUAACCCUUUAACUCCCAAGAUCUCAUCAGUAAUUCUCCUUACUAUCUGCCAUAUAAUUCUUGUGAUGUUAGUUCAGAGAAUUUGGUACUGGAUCAACUAAUAAUCCCUUACUUUAUAUUGUUUUUAUUCUCAUCGCUUGUCUCCUUGAUAUUGUAUUGAUAUUGUAUUGAUAUUGUAAGGAGAAAUUCUGUUUUGGUCACUCAUGGGAGUUAAAGGGUUAAAAUGUGAGUCUGUCUUGAUAGAAAAGCUAAAACAUGAUGAUUUUCUUCAUUAACACUUUAAACCUUAAGAGUGACAUGCAUCAAAUUUCUCCCCACAAUAUCACCCAUUGAAUCACAAGGUCAUGAGAAUAAAUGAAAUGAUCACCAAUGCAAGAAGCUUUUGAUUGUUGAACAAAUUCUCCUUGUCAGCAUCUUAGGAAAUGUAUAAAGAGCAGUAUGGAGAAUAUGCAUACUGAUUUUAGGCUGUAAAUAGGGUUAACUGCUACAUGUAUCUGUGUAAAUUUGAAGUGUGCUCUGCCUUGUUUGGUUUGGCUCCUGUUGGACAAAAAAAACAGAAUUUGUUAAUAUUAGAGUUCAUUACCGAUCAAAGUUAUAGUACAAAUCCACUUUACACAAUAUGCAUACAGUAGAGGCUAAAUACUGGUAAUAUUUAAAUCAAGAUUUGUGUCCUCUGUAGGCCGAAGAAAUAGCAAUCGAAUGUGGGGCAGAGAAUCUGUUCUUUAGUGAAUCUGAAAAUGGAACAAAAAAUAUAAAGGUAUGACAGUGUGAAGGGCCCAAAUCACUGAUACUUGUGGAAAUUGUACAUAUUACAGUUUACAUCUGGAACUGGACUUUUUCAUGAAACAUUGAAAUUCCUACUAACUUCUACAAGCAUAAUGAAGUAAAGUAAAAGUAAAGUGAAAUUUAUUUAAAACAGGGUGGCCCAUUCAGCGACAAGGCUGUUGUCCAGAGGGGCCAUGUAUAUACCUAAAAUCAUUACAAUAUUAAAAUCAAUUACAAUUGACACUUGUAGUCUAAAAACUUGUGGUCUAAAAAAACAAAAAAAAAAAACUGCAAUAUCUACAAUUGAAUUCUAACAAACACUUGUUGGCUAGGACCUUAUAAUAUUAUUUUUAAAAAAAUUAAUACAUAGGUAGAACUGGAUCUAAAUUACAAGAUAAGAAAUAAUUAAACAUGUAGCACUUUGCAAAAGUCUAUGCAAAAUUGUGUUUCAUCACUAGUUGCUUAAACUCCUUCAAAGACACUGCCAGUAUUUACAUGAUAUCAUUCUUUGUUUAUACGGCCAAGUAUUUUCUGUACAGUCUUUUGAUUUGACAAUGUUGUUGUUGUGAAUAUGAAAGUGAUCUUUGCAGUCAUGAACACUACUUGACCAAUAGUGAAAAUAAGGCCUGAAAAAAAUUCAGGCCUGUGCAGCGGUUGUUUUUUUAAGGUAUUAACUGACACUUCAAUGUAUUAUUUGAGAGUGUUUUCCAAGUCGAGUAGUAACUCUUUCAUACAGUCAGUCAGCCUAAACAAUCUUUAACAAUCACAAGAUUUCAAAUGAGUUUUUUGUAAAACACCCACUGUUUAUUUGUGUGGCUGUUUUUUUAAGGUGAUAACCAACGCUUCAAUGUAUUAUUUAAAAGAGUUUUCCAAGUCGAGUAGUCACUCAUUAAUACAGUUGGUCAACGUAAACAAUCUUUAACAAUCACAAGAUUUCAAACAAGUUCUUUGUAAAACACCCACUGUUUACUUGACGUAUUUACCAGAAAAAAACACAAAACAUAAAAAAAAAAAUUGUUGAUGUGUUCAUACGAUUCUUUCCAUUAUUACUAUUAUUGAAACCCUGAAAUGUCCCAUCAAGGUUGCCUCACCUAUUUAAAUCCCUUGCACCUUCUGAAGGGAUAUUUGUCUUAUGAUAAUAUUGUUUCACCCUGUAAAAAGUCCACAAAUCAAGAAUUAUAUUUCUCUUUCACAAUGCAUGAUCUCCAUCACUUCGAAUGAAGAGUGCUCCCUGGCAGAGUAACCACAGGAGUUCUAACCACUAGUUAUUUUACUUUGUUUUCAGUUCAUCUGUGCAUUGGAAGAUGUGAAACAAGUUUACAAUGACUUAUCAAACAGGUUCCCUGAUAGAUUUCUUUCAUCAGAACAGGAAUACUUACCACGAAAACUUGUUUCUUUGUCUGAAGAACCUUUACAGCAAGCAAAAAUACUGAUUGAUAGCCUGGAAGAGCACUUGGAUGUAGUGAGAGUAUAUGAUAAUAUCAAGGAGUUUCCAAGUCACACUUGCAAGUUGUUCUGUUCCACAUGACAGAUCUCUCCCAACUUUGGAGUUAAUGCAACCUGCCGUUUGUAAGCCCCCCAACUUAAGCUAUUCUGGUUUUGAGAGAUAGGAUCUUGGUAUAAUGUGACAUCUUGAAGGUUAACCCUUUAACCCCUAAGAGUGACAAGCAUCUAAUUUCUCCUUACAAGAUCACCUCUGAUUCACAUAUUCAGGUCAUGGGAAUAAAGGAAAUGAUCAUUACGUAAAGGAGCUUGCGAUUGUUUUACAAAUUCUCCUUGUAAGUACCUUAGGAAAUGUAUAGAGAACAGUUUAGGAGUAUAUGCAAACUGAUGUUAGGGUGUAAACGGGUAAACCAGUAAAUGCAAAACAUAUUUUGAUCCACACUGCUCUAGCUUGUUAUCAAGUGCUUUAUCUAUUCCAGUUAUAAGCCCCCUCAGAUAUUUCUACAGGGUUCUAAAACUGCUUACCAAGUUGUUCAAGUCCAGGGCUUAUAAGUAGUAGUUUAUCAUAUCUAACAGACUGGAAAUGUUUAAAAUUUCAGGACAUGCCUGAGUUAAAUUGGCAUAAUUAUAACCAAGCCAUUUGUGAGGGGGUUUAUUUGUUAAAGGCAGAGGUUCACUUAAAAAUUAUUUGGUAAUAAAAUUAACAAAGUUUAGAGGAGGAAAAUCUAGUACAGAUUAUAAGACCAAGAUCGAGCAAGAGAAAUAAAGAUUUUGUGAUAGCCUCUUAAAAUUAAUAAUGAAAGUUGGGAAAUAUUUUGCAAAUUAUGCUGCAUUUGGUAAUGUAAUGUUUGUAUCAAGGGAGUGACUGUAAGGUUGGCCUGAGUCCUAUAAACUGGAGCAGAAUGAAAAAAGAAAAAAGAAAGAAAUCUUCCCACUCAAAUCCCCCUGUUGUAAAUAUAUCAGGUUAUUAAUCACUUUGAAAAUGGACAACAUGACUUGAAGCAAGGUUGUAUGGCUGAACCCUUAAACUCCCAGAAGUGAUUAAAGUGAAACUUCUCCCUAUAAUAUCCAUACAUUAUCCAGCAAAGAGCAGAUGAAGAUACUCAAACUUCACAGGUAGAAGUUGUUAUCUUGAUCUUAUAUCAAAUUUGCAAAACUUAUUUGUCAGGAAUUGUGUAAAAGCU
Pocillopora meandrina is the source of this 6515-nucleotide messenger RNA. Lineage: Eukaryota; Metazoa; Cnidaria; Anthozoa; Scleractinia; Pocilloporidae. The record is from the annotation of a GenBank genome assembly.